AUGCCAUCAGAAAAUAUUGACCAUCAUUGGAAUUGUUGGAAAGAAUGGUUUCUCACGCAUGUGAAAAAUUCUAUUCCUAUGAAAGUUGUGACAGACACAAACUCGCCACCCUGGAUCGACGGAGAGGUAAGACAUUUGUUGCGGAAGAAGUAUGCUGCGUUAAAAAGAUUUCGACAGUCACGAACAAAUGCUAGAAAACAAAAACUGCGAACUCUAUCUCAAUCUGUCAAAUACCUAGUCAGACAAAAACAUCGUGAUUAUCUUGAAAAAGUUAAAGAUUCAUUUGCUGAAAAUCCAAAGCUGUUUUGGAGAUACCACAAGUCAGUGCGCCGUCAUCGGGUGAACAAUCGACCUGAAAUAGUUUUUAACGGCGAAACGGCAAAGACCGCAGCCCAUAAAGCAGAACUUUUCAAUACGUACUUCUCCUCUGUGUUUACAUCUCCUCGAUCAAGUACCAACCUAGAGGCUGUCACCCGUUCACCUCCAUUAAGAACUGAACUGCAACUUUCGGACAUAGUAAUCAGUGUAGACGAAGUUACCGAUUGUUUGAAAAGUUUGGAUACAUCGAAGGCAAGCGGUCCCGAUGGUAUACCAUCCCGGCUUCUAAAGGAAUGCGCUGGACAAAUAGCGCCAAGUCUAUGCGAUAUCUUCAACCACUCACUGCAAUCUGGUCGACUCCCUUCAGAGUGGAAAUCAGCAAACGUUACUCCGAUACACAAGAAACAACAAAAAUAACUCGCAGAAAAUUAUCGUCCUAUUUCCCUGCUCCCCAUUGCGAGCAAAGUUUUAGAACGGUGCGUUUACACUAACUUUUAUUAUCAUAUUUUACAUCUCAUCACUCCAUAUCAACACGGAUUUCUAAGAAAUCGCUCCUGCGUAACACAACUUCUAUCAGUAUUCCACACCAUUGGAAAAAAUCUGGACAAGAAUACACAGACUGAUAUUGUUUACCUUGACUUCGCGAAAGCGUUUGAUUCUGUUGACCAUUCUAUUCUUCUUCAAAAACUCAAAUGUUAUGGAGUGACUGGAAACCUUCUAGGUUGGUUUGCUGAUUACCUUAACAAUCGUCGUCAGAGAGUCGUUGUGGACGGUGUCGCAUCACGUUGGGCCCCCGUUACAUCUGGAGUGCCGCAAGGGAGUAUCCUGGGACCUGUGCUCUUUGUAAUCUUUAUCAACGAUAUUCCUGAAGUGACUGAUGGAACAUCUCCAGCGCUGUUUGCAGACGACACGAAGGUUUACAAGGACGUAAGAUCGGUAACGGACUGUGAAAAGCUUCAGCAGACCUUAGAUAAGUUAGAUAUUUGGACUCAAGACAACAUAACAUUUAACGCUUCAAAAUGUAAGGUACUGUCGGUGACACGUAAGAAAGAUCCAAUAAUCUAUCCCUACCAUCUCGGACGAAAUGAUUUGUCGAGAGUUGAAAACAAGAAAGAAAAUGAGAUCGUGUCGAAAGCUAAUAAACAACUUGGUGUGCUAAAACGAACAUGCUUAUCAUUAACAAACGUCAACAUCAGACGUUCAUUGUACCUGCCACUAGUUAAAUCACAAGUCUCCUAUGCAACACAAGUUUGGUCUUCAAAUCAUCACAGUCAACUCAACAGAAGAAUUGAAAGAGUUCAAAGGAGAGCGACAAAAUAG
Messenger RNA from Paramuricea clavata, 1638 nucleotides. Lineage: Eukaryota; Metazoa; Cnidaria; Anthozoa; Malacalcyonacea; Plexauridae. The record is from the annotation of a GenBank genome assembly.